ACGAGCUACAUCUUCAACGGCGACUUUGUCGACCGAGGCUUGCAUCAGCUCGAGGUGGUCGCGAUCUUGUUUGCGCUGAAGCUCAUGUACCCGGAGCGCGUCUACUUGCUCCGCGGAAACCAUGAGUUUCGUGACAUGAACGAGAAGAUGGGCGAGGACGGCUUCCUCUCCCACUGCGAGAGCAGGCUGGGUGCCGUCACGCCCGGCCGGUGGGGUAGGAUUUACGACGCGAUCCAUGCGUCCUUUGACUUGCUACCCUUGGCGGCCAGAAUCGGGGGCGCCGUCCUCGUCCUGCACGGCGGCGUC
Molecule: messenger RNA, 306 nt
Organism: Emiliania huxleyi CCMP1516
Lineage: Eukaryota; Haptophyta; Isochrysidales; Noelaerhabdaceae
Exons: 1
Cellular component (GO): cytosol; nucleus
Molecular function (GO): protein serine/threonine phosphatase activity
Source: RefSeq, a predicted model, not a curated record